This is a messenger RNA of Liolophura sinensis, 2287 nucleotides long. RefSeq names its product guanine nucleotide-binding protein subunit beta. NCBI's taxonomy places the organism in Eukaryota, Metazoa, Mollusca, Polyplacophora, Chitonida, Chitonidae. Gene Ontology annotation, molecular function: protein binding. Gene Ontology annotation, biological process: signal transduction. The record is from RefSeq and is a predicted model, not a curated record. The transcript is spliced from 11 exons. The coding region runs from base 516 to 1562 and encodes 348 amino acids.
AAGGGCUGAAUUUGCUACUGCACAUCGCGCAUUUCACUGUAUCCGCCGGCUGAAGCUCUAUGCAAAUACACAGCCUUUGUACUGUGGUAGACGUCAAGGCACUGGCGUUGUUGUUUGUUGUCGAAGGACCCGUGUGUGACAGCUACGUGCGUCUAAGACCUCUUUGCCUGCCGAUUUAUUCACUUAGGACCCAGUUAAAUACAAUUUUUGCUCAGUUUGACCAGGGAUCCUUGUCUAAUGAGAUACCUACCGGAUUCUGUGACCAAUUGUGUUUCUACCGCCGCCGCCGCCAUUUCCUAGUGUCUUACUGGCGUGAGUGGAAGGCUUAGACAAAGUAAGGAACCAUGAUAUUCCCUGAUUUGGAGUUUUGCUAAAGUUCGCAUUGUGGAGGGAGCUGGUGGCUGGUGAAGAAGGCCAAGUGUUGUCCCUAGCUAGAAACAGACUGUGGACGAACGGGUGUACAUACCCAGUUCAGGUUUUGUUCCAUAUAUUUUUAUAUUUAAAAAUAAUUUACCAUGAGUGAACUAGAUCAGCUGCGUCAAGAGACGGAACAGUUGAAAAACACAAUAAGGGAAGCCAGAAAAGCGGCAGCAGACACCACCCUUGCCUCGGCAACAUGCGGUGUGGAGCCAGUGGGAAGGAUACAAAUGCGCACAAGGCGUACCCUCAGAGGUCACCUUGCCAAAAUUUAUGCCAUGCACUGGGCAUCGGACUCCAGUAUGCACAGUGGAUCGGAUUCCAGAAAUCUAGUAUCUGCUUCACAAGAUGGUAAAUUAAUAGUUUGGGAUGGUUAUACCACAAAUAAGGUACAUGCUAUACCCCUUCGCUCCAGCUGGGUGAUGACCUGUGCCUACGCUCCCUCGGGCAGCUACGUGGCCUGUGGUGGGCUGGAUAACAUAUGCUCUAUCUACAGUUUAAAGACUCGAGAAGGAAAUGUGCGUGUCAGUAGAGAAUUACCUGGCCAUACAGGAUAUCUCUCAUGCUGCCGUUUCCUUGAUGAUAACCAAAUUGUCACAAGCUCUGGAGAUAUGACCUGUGCCCUAUGGGACAUAGAGACUGGCCAGCAGACCACUGCCUUCACUGGGCACACUGGGGAUGUAAUGAGCCUUUCCCUCUCUCCAGAUAUGAAGACCUUUGUAUCUGGUGCCUGCGAUGCAUCAGCCAAGCUCUGGGACAUCCGUGACGGGAUGUGUAAACAGACAUUCUCUGGGCACGAAUCGGACAUUAAUGCAAUUACAUAUUUCCCUAAUGGUUAUGCUUUUGCCACUGGAUCGGAUGACGCCACAUGCCGACUGUUUGACAUUCGUGCUGACCAGGAGAUAGGAAUGUACUCUCAUGACAACAUUAUCUGUGGUAUCACAUCCGUGGCCUUCUCCAAGAGUGGUCGACUACUUCUGGGUGGCUAUGAUGAUUUCAACUGUAAUGUCUGGGAUGUCCUUAAACAAGAACGAGCAGGUGUUCUGGCUGGCCAUGACAACAGAGUGAGUUGUUUGGGGGUGACGGAGGAUGGCAUGGCAGUGUGCACAGGCUCCUGGGACAGCUUCUUGAAGAUUUGGAAUUGAAGACUGAGGAGAAAUUUAAACCACAACAAUUUAAUAUUUUUUUUUCCUUAUUGUUUAUUUUAUUUUUAUUUCCAUUUUUUUUUUUUUCUUUUGGGAAAUGACAACUCAUCUUCAUAUGCUAUCAUUUCUCACCAUGUACGUAUGACACGCAACUGACACGGUUAACCGCUUGCUUUACCUUUGGAGAUAAAUCCCUGUGACUAUCGUCCAUUGGGAAAAAAAAAACAGUGGAGGACGUGCACCUAACUUUGCAAACCAGAUCAGCUGGGGCGUUAUAAUGAUUGGCAAACUGAGUAGGAAGUCAUUGACAUUAGUCAUUUUGGUACUACCUGCCAGGCAAGUCUUUUGGGCAAUGGAAGAACAGGGAAUUUUGUACCGCACUUUUUAUGACCAGAGAAGACCCCUGUCGGACUUAUCAAUGGCAGUCAAUCGGCUGGUACAUUGCUGUAUGCAGGGCUGACAUCUGUGGUUAUCAUUGAUGAAAGUGAUGUGUCUAUGCGGUGAGAAGACCACAGGCUGCUCACCAUCACUUAGGUGACAAACUUUAUAUGGAUGUGCAGAUGGUGUUUAAGCAGUCUGAUGACAUCAGAGAAUACAGUAUCAAGAUUGCUGCGGAGAACUGGUUUGGGAUGUGAACUCUGCCCAUUUAAAGCUGGAUGUACCAAAAGCUCUCCUGCACUUCAAAUGGGAAGGAAAGCUUUAUAUAUAUAUAUAUAUAUACACAC